Messenger RNA from Symbiodinium necroappetens, 453 nucleotides. Lineage: Eukaryota; Dinophyceae; Suessiales; Symbiodiniaceae. The record is from the annotation of a GenBank genome assembly.
GACGACGCGCUGGGCGGUUCGCGAAGUGGCGAAAUCCUCUUCUAUUGCUCCCGGGUUGCCUCCGUGGACCUUUCGGCCUUUGAUGCAUCCAGGUGCUCGGCCGAUGCCCGGCGAACAGCGGCCGCCUUCGCCGAGGAGAUCGGGAAAGGCUUCCACACCUGCUCGGAGCUCUCAGCGGCUCGAGCCCAGGCGCCCAGCCAGGAUGCCGGCUUGGACCUCAGCGUCUUAGCGGAAGUCGCAGGCACCGCGGCCGCGGAGGAGUGGCAGCAGCAGGAGGAGCGCGCGGCGCCGCUGUUGCAGUUCCUCCGGGAAAUUCUCUUCCAGCUGAUGCAGGGGCUCGGCUUUCGACUCCGCAUCGUGGCCGUCACUUGGGUGCGGAACUAUGCAGACCACCCCGGCGACAGCCACGGCGAUGGCGAUGGCAGUAGCCGGACGCUUUGUGCGGCCUCCGUG